AUGGAUACUUUAGAUUCCAAGAAUUCUUUGCCUCCUCUUAGAUCAAGUAUGUUUGACACUGGACAUGAAAAUCCUUUCAAAGUUCCUCCAGACGAAGAAAUCCUCAACAUUCGCGAAAUCAAAGCAAAAGAAAAAGAGGAUCGAGUAAAAACUAGAGGACAAAAAAUCUGAGAGAAAGGAACCAAAUACAACCGCGCAGGAGCAUUACGAAAAAUAGAAGAAAUUGAAAUAAGUUCAACUCCUGUUGAAGAAAAAGUAACAGUUGCAGAAGCCGCACACGCAGCAUUAGUUGCAGAUCGUGUAAGAGCUCGAGAGAACAUCCACAAAACAAUUGAAAAGAAAAGAGAAAUGUUCUUGCUACAAAUGAUGAUUGAUAUUAAAAAGGAAGAAAUUAAGAAGCUUGAACAAUUUGCAUUACUAAGAGAAUAUGGGCUAAAAAAUUCAGAAGAUAUGCUUAUUGAAGAUACUACAAGAUUCAAUGAAUACUGGGAUGAAUGCAAGCGGCAAAGUCAUGAUGCAAUGAAAGAGGCGAAAAAGCUGAAUAAAAUAAAAAUUGAUAUUACUCAUGAUAUUAACCAUCUCAAUGAAGAAAUUCAACAGCUUCAAACUCAGAUACAAAAACAUGAAGAAAGCCUUGAAGAAUAUACAAAGUAUAAAGAAUUCCUCGACAAAGUAGAGCCGCAUGAAGAAGGUUCAGGUAACCAUUUCCAAAACUCAGAGCAGCUAACCGAUAUUUUUCAUGGGUAUGUAGAAAAUAACUUGAUUUUGAUCCAAAAUAUACAAGAGCUUGAACAGAACUUGGAACAGGCAAAACAUGAGUUUGAAAAUAUUGAAAAAUUAACUGGGCAUAAGCUGUCAGAACUCACUGGGGGAAGAUCAGAGCUAGGAAAAGCUAUUGAAGAAAAGGAUAAAAGAUGUAUACAAUUAGAUGGAAGGCUGAAAAAAACUAUGGAAAACGAAUUGUCUGGGCAUCCAGUUUUGGUAAGGCUUGAACAAACCACUAGAGAUGUCCUUGGAUUAGAAGCAGACGAAGGUCAACAAGAUUGUUUAGGGUUGCUAACUGAGGUUGAGUAUAGACUUGAUACUUAUUUAAGGAUUUUUAAAGAAUUUGAUCAAAUUGACCCUGAAUAUGUCACCAAAAAAGCAAUUGAUUUAGAAAAAAACCGCAGAGAGAAAUCAAGAAAUGAGACAUUAAUCAAAGAAAAGAAAAAAACUCAAGAUAAGCUUCAAAAAUACAUGGAAAGGUCUGCAAACCCUAAAAUUAGAAAAGUAGGGAGGCAGCCAAUGCCUAAGAGCAAACUGCCAGAGAAAAUCGUUGAAAAAGUGGUUGUGGCGCCUCCACAAGACGAGCUAGACCGCAAUGAAUUUUUAGGAGAUGACUAA
Molecule: messenger RNA, 1383 nt
Organism: Blepharisma stoltei
Lineage: Eukaryota; Ciliophora; Heterotrichea; Heterotrichida; Blepharismidae
Source: the annotation of a GenBank genome assembly